AUGUUGGACUCGAGCAGCCCUACAGAUGCACUAGGUGCAGAAUGCACUUCAGCGCUGAGGAGGCACUCCAUCAUCACUUUGCAUCCUAGGCACGAGAGCUCGCUGCCUUGGAGUGCCUUGGCAACCAUGGACGUCCACCGCUUGGAACAUUUGUUGGACUCUGCUGCUUGGCCUGAGGACUCUGUGGUGGCCAGUAACCAAGACGUUAUCAAUGCUUACAAUCACACAAAAGUAGGCAUUGGAAUGCAUCCACCUGUCCAAGGGUUGCAGCUCCAUCGGCAAGAGGCCUUUCACCGAACAGAGUUCCAAAUUUCUCCGCAUGCUUUAGAAACGAGCGGCGCAGUGAGCAGGCAGGAUAACCACGACCGGCAAGCUAACUCGGGCUCAAAAAGAGAUAGGCACGAGGCUCGCACGAGUUCCCCAAGUACCGCAGCCCACAGAAGCAACAGCGUCGGCGCUCUCAGGGAGAUAGGGAUUCUGACAAUGAAAGAGCGCGUAGCUUUUUUUGAAGAAAAGCUGUCGCGCCACCAAGCACGCAUGGAGGCUGAAGCACAAAACCUGGCCAGGCUUCGGCGCAACACCAACCAAGAAGAAAUGCUGUGGCCGUCGCGCAGGGGUCCGUUGCGACUCGAGGCUAUUUACAAGAUUCGGCUGCCCUUGAUAGUAGACGAGUCAGGGACGCCGUGGGGUCGCGCUCCGAUCAUUGGACCAGGGAAGCCUGAAAAUCAGAACCACGCAAUUGCCUUUUCGAGAAUGGACACUAUGCAGGUGAUGGACAUGAAUAUGGAGUCGUACCUUGAGGAGGCGAUAAAGCUCCGCAACUUGCUUCAGGAAUUCGCACUGAACGCUCGAAUGCGGAUUCUCGGCUUCAGGGAGCACAUAUUUACAGAAAACGUUUCAAGUCUAGCCAGCUACAUGGCCCUGCAGGAGAACCUUUUCACAACGACAAACCAACGCUUGUACUUCACUCCAUUGAGAGUGCGAAUGCACUAUGGUCAUCCUGACAUCUUCGAUCGCUUCUUCGUACAGACGUGCGGCUCUUGUUCAAAAGCUUCCAACGGAAUCAACCUAUCAGAAGACAUUUUCGCUGGUUUUAAUUGCACCGCUAGAGGUUAUUGCGUACACCAUGCUGACUAUAUACAGUGCGGCAAGGGGCGGGAUGUCGGUCUGCAACAAGUUGUCAUGUUCGAGAAGAAGGUUGCUGGGGGAAACGGCGAACAAGUUCUUAGUCGCGAUCUAAACCGCCUCGUUUUAAACAUGGACUUCUUUCGAGUGCUGUCGUUAUGGUUUACCGGCCCUGGUUUCUUCUUAAACUCUGUUAUCCUCGUCCUGGCUGCAUACGUGUGCCUGUACACGAAGUGUUUCUUGGCUUUUGCAAAGUACAACUACAGUGGGCCAAUUGAAAGCGCUCUAGAAUAUGUUUUGACGCCUUCAACCUACGUCCAGUUCCAGCUUGGAAUGCUGCUCGUGCUACCGCUCAUACCGUGGCUGUUUUUAGAGAAGGGUCUUGGAUCGGCGUUGCGGAAGCUCGUCGACCUCAUCAGCAAGUUUUCCGUGACAUAUUACAACUUCAUGACCUGCACAAAGGCAUCCGUCAUAGACCACGUGUUAAUUUACGGAGGGGCCAAGUACCAGGAAACUGGCCGAGGAUUUGUUAUAGAGCGAGCAACAUUGAAGGACAUUUGGAUGUUUUUCUAUUUCACCCAUUUUUCCAUAGGCUUGGAGCUGUUCGUCCUUUUGAUCAUAUAUGCCACAGUAGGCCUAUAA
Messenger RNA from Eimeria mitis, 1767 nucleotides. Its product is annotated as 1,3-beta-glucan synthase component domain-containing protein, putative. Gene Ontology annotation, molecular function: 1,3-beta-D-glucan synthase activity. Gene Ontology annotation, biological process: (1->3)-beta-D-glucan biosynthetic process. The transcript is spliced from 6 exons. The record is from RefSeq and is a predicted model, not a curated record. Bases 1 to 1767 code for a protein of 588 amino acids. Lineage: Eukaryota; Apicomplexa; Conoidasida; Eucoccidiorida; Eimeriidae. Gene Ontology annotation, cellular component: plasma membrane; 1,3-beta-D-glucan synthase complex.